AUCACCGCCCCGCCCGGGGCACCGCUCGGCUGCCUCCCUCCGCUCCGGCGCCUCUGCAUUGCUCCAACCGCGGGGACCUGGCAGCCACCUGCCCAUGAAGCGGACCCCUGCUGACCAUGGCUCCGUCGGGCCCUAGCAGCGUGAAGCGCCGGUGCAGGAGGUGUCUGUACUGGAUCCCGGUGCUUUUUAUCUCCAUCAUCGUCUGCUGGUCCUACUACGCCUAUGUGAUCCAGCUCUGCAUAGUAUCCAUGGACAAUAUUGGCGAGAAGGUGCUCUGCCUGGUAGCGUAUCACUUUUUCGUCCUUCUAUUUGUAUGGUCCUACUGGAAGACUAUAUUCACAUUGCCAAUGAAUCCAUCUAAAGAAUUUCAUUUGUCAUAUGCUGAUAAAGAACUCCUGGAAAGGGAGCCAAGAGGGGAGUCCCAACAAGAUGUAUUGAGAAGACUAGCCAAGGACCUUCCGGUCUACACUAGGACAAUGUCAGGAGCCAUCAGAUACUGUGACAGAUGCCAGCUUGUGAAGCCGGACCGCUGUCAUCAUUGCUCAGUCUGUGAUAAAUGCAUAUUAAAAAUGGAUCAUCAUUGUCCUUGGGUGAACAACUGUGUUGGGUUCUCCAACUACAAGUUUUUCCUGCUUUUUUUGGCAUAUUCACUACUCUACUGCCUUUUUAUUGUUGCCACGGACUUACAGUAUUUUAUCAAGUUCUGGACAAAUGGUUUGCCUGACACUCAAGCCAAAUUCCACAUCAUGUUUUUGUUCUUCGCCGCUGCUAUGUUCUCUGUCAGCCUGUCCUCCCUCUUUGGAUACCACUGUUGGCUUGUCUGCAAGAACCGAUCUACGUUAGAGGCCUUCAGAGCGCCUGUAUUCCGGCACGGCGCAGACAAAAACGGCUUUAGCCUUGGGUUUAGCAAGAAUUUGCGGCAAGUAUUUGGCGAUGAAAAGAAAUACUGGUUGCUCCCUGUGUUCACAAGCCUGGGAGAUGGCUGUUCCUUCCCAACUUGCCUCGUGAAUCAGGAUCCUGAGCAGGCUUCCACACCUACUGGUUCCAAUGUACCUGCAAAGAGCGUUGAAAAUCAUCCAUUCCCAGCAAAGCCUCUUCGGGAAUCUCAGAGCCACCUCCUGACUGAUACCCAGUCAUGGGCGGAAACCAACGGGAACAACGAGAAGGCAAAACUUGGGAUGACUAAUCCUGGAUUAACUAUAGAAAAUGAAACCUAGGGCUUCUGGGUGCCGGCGAUGGUAAAAGAAAGUUUGAAAUCGGUCUCUAGGGACACAGGCGAAGAAGAUGUCACCCUCCCAUUGGCUUAUAUUGCAUCCGUACCAUGGUGGAUGUGAUCACCAAAAUUGGCAGCAGCAUCUGAUUGGCUCUCUCCAUUACCGCUUCGAACAUGACUAAGACUGAAUCUAGUAUUAUAUUAGCAUCGGGAAACAUGCACAUGCCGAAAUCCAUCGUGGUUAUUCAAGUACUAUCAUGUAAAGGAGAAGGCAGUCUUUAUAGUACAAACAGUCCUGUGUUGUAUACAAUGUAAGGUUGUAUUUUGACUGUGUUUUUAUGAAAUAGAGCACAAGCAUUAUUGUGAUUCCUCAUCCAAGAAUGAACAUCCUUCUAUAUAUUCUAUUUAUCGAGUGCAAAAUACUUCUUUUUGGAAAGGAAAAUAAUGACAACAAAGUAUAUGAAACAGCAGUAUAUAUUGAUGAUACCCACUGUUACUGAUUAUAUCAAUUAUAAGAUGAUAUCUGACAAAUAUAGAGUUUAUAUUUAUUUUGUAUUUAACAAAAUCUGGACUAUAAUAUAUGAACAAUGAAGCAAAAUAGUGUUUAGAAUGUAUUGAUCUAUCCAUUUUAAUCAGUAUUCUGAAAUAUACGUAAAAAUCUACAAA
Molecule: messenger RNA, 1879 nt
Organism: Spea bombifrons (plains spadefoot toad)
Lineage: Eukaryota; Metazoa; Chordata; Amphibia; Anura; Pelobatidae
Gene: ZDHHC2
Product: zinc finger DHHC-type palmitoyltransferase 2
Exons: 13
Coding region: 117-1217 (366 amino acids)
Biological process (GO): peptidyl-L-cysteine S-palmitoylation; protein targeting to membrane
Cellular component (GO): endoplasmic reticulum; Golgi apparatus
Molecular function (GO): protein-cysteine S-palmitoyltransferase activity
Source: RefSeq, a predicted model, not a curated record